Messenger RNA from Acyrthosiphon pisum (pea aphid), 456 nucleotides. RefSeq lists its product as uncharacterized. Lineage: Eukaryota; Metazoa; Arthropoda; Insecta; Hemiptera; Aphididae. The coding region runs from base 43 to 456 and encodes 137 amino acids. The transcript is spliced from 4 exons. The record is from RefSeq and is a predicted model, not a curated record.
AAACCUACUAAAUCAAGAAACAUUUUUUUUGGUUAUGUUAAUAUGACAAAAAAGAUUGGGUACCACUCAAAUUCACAAUUUUACAUGGAACUUAUUGUUACAAAAAAGACUGAAAAUAUUCCUAAUGGAACACAUAUUCACUUGAUGGAUAUUUUUUAUUUACUCUCGGAACUACGUUUAUUUCAAGCUAUAAAUAAUGUGACAACAUCUUCGCUAUGCAAGGCACUCAUCACUCCACAAUUUCAUAACUACUCUAUUGAUUCUUCAAAAGCAAAUUUAAAAAAUUAUAACAUAAAUGUAAAUAGUUCAACGUUUAAGUUUACUAGUUAUAUUCAUUUAUUUUUAUUUCAAAAAGAAGCAGUAAAAAUGGCUGUGACAAUUUGUAAUGCUGUAGAACCCAAAUGUUGGUUUGAUAAUUGGACCUCCAGGUACAGGCAAAACAAAUGUGAUUUGUAA